Messenger RNA from Python bivittatus (Burmese python), 4026 nucleotides. RefSeq names its product taxilin beta (gene TXLNB). The record is from RefSeq and is a predicted model, not a curated record. Gene Ontology annotation, molecular function: syntaxin binding. Lineage: Eukaryota; Metazoa; Chordata; Lepidosauria; Squamata; Pythonidae.
GGGAGUGUGUUUGCCGGCUGUCAUUUACUCCUCCUCCUCUUCUCUCCCCCUUCUUCCUUUCUAUGUGGCCAGAGUCUUCCUUUGGGCCUUCUCUUAUCAAUUUCUGCAUCUUUCUUUUUUUGCCCCUCUAGGAAUCCAGCAUGGACCACAACCAAAGCCCCAGUGGCCAAGCUGAACAGCAACAGUUGCCUUCCGCAGACAACCCUGAAGUUUUGCCUUCUCAGAAUGGCUUCGGGAGAGCAAGGGAGACAUUGCAACCUCGGUCCCCUGAACACGCAGCCCAGGCUGAGCCUGAAAUAAAGCUGUGUGAUAUAUCCGAGGAGCUGAGCCGACAGCUGGAGGACAUUAUUAAAACCUAUGGGUCAGCUACCAGUCUGGUGGAGGAAGGAAAUACGAAAUCCACAGACGAACCUGAGAAAGGGGAAUCUUUCAAUCACGAGGAUGGGGACUAUGAAGAUGGCCAUGAUCAGGCUGAGAAAGAACAGAUCCCUUUGGGGGAUGCCUCUGGAUUAAAGGAGGCCAGUAUUCAGAAAGAACAAAAACUGGAAAAGAAAAUCCUGAAAGGAUUAGGAAAAGAGGCUACCCUGCUGAUGCAACAUUUGACCAAGCUGAAUACACCAGAAGAGAAAUUGGAUGUCUUAUUUAAGAAGUAUGCUGAACUGAUGGAAGAACAUCGUUCUGAACAAAAAAAACUGAAGUGUCUACAGAAAAGACAGACACAGCUCAUAAAGGAGAAGGACCAAUUACAGAGUGAACACAGCAGAGCCAUCCUUGCCCGGAGCAAAUUGGAGAGCCUUUGUAGGGAACUCCAAAGACACAACAAAACCCUGAAGGAAGAGACUCUUCAGCGGGCAAGAGAAGAAGAAGAAAAGAGGAAAGAGAUCACAAAUCAUUUCCAGGGCACACUGAAUGAUAUCCAGGCACAGAUUGAGCAGCAAAGUGAGAGGAACAUGAAGUUGUGCCAGGAAAAUACUGAGCUGGCUGAAAAACUGAAAAGCAUCAUUGAUCAGUAUGAAGUGAGAGAGGAGCAUCUUGAUAAAAUAUUUAAGCACAGGGAACUUCAGCAGAAACUGGUAGAUGCCAAGUUGGAACAGUCGCAAGAGGUCAUGAAGGAAGCUGAAGAACGGCAUCAGCGAGAAAAGGAAUAUCUACUCAACCAAGCUGCAGAAUGGAAACUACAGGCAAAAAUGCUGAAGGAACAAGAGACUGUUCUCCAGGCCCAGCUGACUCUCUAUUCUGAUCGAUUUGAGGAGUUUCAGAAAACCCUAACAAAAAGCAAUGAGGUGUUUGCCAGCUUCAAGCAAGAAAUGGACAAGAUGACAAAGAAAAUGAAAAAACUGGAAAAGGACACAGCUACAUGGAAAGCAAGGUUUGAGAACUGCAAUAAAGCUUUACUAGACAUGAUUGAAGAGAAAGCCAUGAGGGCCAAGGAAUAUGAAUGCUUUGUAGUGAAAAUUCAAAGGCUAGAAAAUCUUUGCAGAGCUCUGCAGGAUGAACGGAAUGUAUUGUACAAAAAAAUAAAAGAAGCACAAUUCCCUGAGGACAGCAAAGAAGAUGAGGAGGUAGAGGAAGAUGAGGAGGAAGAACAGCAGGCUGGAGUGGAGGAUAGUCUGGAGAAUAAGGCUACAAUUACAAGUCAGGCUAUUGAUGAGCUAUCUGUCACCAGUGAAAUUAUUUCAAAAGAUUUGGCUACAGCUUUCAUGGUGACUCAUGUGAACAUGCCUAUGAUCACCACCAAUGAAGAAAAAGUGGAAGAACUACAUGAUCCCAAAGUAUGUGAUCCAGUUUGUCCUCCGGAGCUGACAUUACCUUCUUCCAAGCCACAAGGUACACAGGAUUCCUGUAUUGAUCCAACAUUCAUGCCCACAGCACAGGAACCAGAGGGAGACACAGUAGAACUUGGUCAAGAUCAUCCAGUGUUGAAGCUGCCAAAUACUGACAUGGAAGGGGUUGAUUAGCAUGAUAUAAUGACACAUUGCUUUUUCCAAAAUGGCCUUCUCUAAUCCUUCCUUAAACAUUUCUUUUUUCAUAAUAAGAUGACUUUACAAGUGUUUUCUGAUCUGCUUCAAUUUCACAGAAUAUACCUUGGUUCCAUGCUUUUGUAUCCCAUGAUUAGUGGUGGGAUUUUAAUUUGCCCUGUUUCUUGUUCAGGUAAAGCCAAGAGCUUUCCUAACAUUUAAUAGAAUUGAGGGUCUUCAUUUCCAUCAAAACUUUUCAAAAAUAGAGAGGUCCUCCUAUAUCAAGCAUAUUCUCAAUAUGCUCCAAAUAAAUAAAAUAAAUAAAUAGUUGGGAGAGGGAGGAGCUAGGUGUGCGUGAGGCAGCAGAAGCUAGCAACCCUUAGGGAUGAAAUUAAAAUUAACUUAAAAUAGUAAAAUGUAAUGCCAGGGUAGCAAGCCCUAAACUGCUGAUUAUUCAGCCAGUAUUUCUGUUUCUUAUCUUCAAGGCUUCAAACAAAUUUGCUUGGUUAAAUAGUGUUUAAAUCUUUGAUUUCAUUCCCUUUAAAUUUAGAAACUUGUUUUCACAAUCAAUUUGUUUAGUUUAGGUUACUGAUUUGAUCUUUCCAUAGAGUGGGAUACUAAUAAUAGGUAAAAUUAACAUCAACAAUCUAUCAACAAUCUAUUAACUGGUACAGAGGUUUAUACUCAUGUGGAGUUAGUGAGUCAACAAAGAAGUAGAUACAUUGCUAAGAAAAGGGGUUGUGUAUUAUGUAAAUUACUAAGGCUAGAAUCUGAAGUUCAGAAAUUUGAAACUUAAAUUGGUAUAAUCAAAGAGAUAUUUUCAGAUACCUGUGCAACUAAGACCUGAGCUCCUUUCUACUACAUCUAGCAUUUCAAACAUAAGGCAUCUUGACCCAACAGAAAUUCACCUUAUAAUUUUCUGCUAUUUCACCAUAGUUGAGCCUUUGGAAAUGUUCUGGAUUUCUAAAAACAAAUCUUUUUGGCUGCUUUAGAUUAUGCACAUUGACCUGGGAUCUCUUAAAGAAGUAGAAUCACUUAUGCUUUCAGAUAUGGAAUGACUGUGUUAACAUGGAUCCAUGUCCAUGUUUUAGAAUUGCUGUAUUUGCAUUCAAGAUUACAUCUUUUAGUCAUAAAAUAUGGCUUGAAAAAUGAACUAAAUUUGAAAAUCUUUCAAGAUCCAGUGCAGGAACUGGCAGCCUUCAAACUUGGGUGUAGCAUUUAAUUUUUGCUUUCAAAAAUUAGCUGUUCCUUUUGCAGUCAACUUGUAAUUGUUUUGGUGUUAUAAAAUAGGUUAUGCAAAAUUGCACACCUCUGUUCCUCUAUCCUACAUUCAUAUUUUAAGUUUUAUAUUACAAAUAACUCAUCUGAGUGACUUAUUUCAAAAACUAUACUGUCAUUAUUCAAACAUGUAUGAUCCCAAUCUAGCACCUGAGUUUGUCAUUGAAUCUCUCUGAAUUAAACAAUGAUUCAAUAUGCUAGCUAGACUAUAUAAUUUUAUGUAUAUCAACUGAAUUUACAUUUUCUUUAAACACUGGAUUACAUCUGAGGAAUUCUAGCCUAAUUUCAAUAUUAAGAUUUUCACUUAUAACCUUAUUAGUAUUUUAAACAUUGCCCUAAUACAGUUCCUAUACUCUAGGUUUUUUUCUUGUUCUUUUAUUAGAUGAGAGCUAACACAUCUACAAAAGUUGUCACAUGUGAAUGUUUUUAUGGGGACUAUAAACAAAUUUGAAUUAGGCCUAAUAAUGAUCGGACUCUUCAGAACAGUUGAGAGAGAUAUCUCAGUAAUGUGAAGAACCAUCUCAAAAAUGGUUGAUAGUAUUUGUCUGAGAUCAUCUAGCUACAUCAUUACCUAUAUUGAAGAGAUUCAAAUUAGUGAUGACUCCCGCACCAAUUCUCCUUAAGUAAUUCUAUUCACAAUGCUUAAGCCUGACAGCUUAAAUUGUUUGAAGAUAUGUCUACAACUACUCUAUAGGCACAAAAUAGAGUAGGAAUUCCCUUAGCAUUAAGCAUUAGAAAAUCUAUCUGAAGAUCUCUGUACCAUUAUAUUGUAUUGUGUAAUUUAUGGUGA